Molecule: messenger RNA, 1476 nt
Organism: Bactrocera dorsalis (oriental fruit fly)
Lineage: Eukaryota; Metazoa; Arthropoda; Insecta; Diptera; Tephritidae
Exons: 2
Coding region: 1-1476 (491 amino acids)
Biological process (GO): proteolysis
Molecular function (GO): aspartic-type endopeptidase activity
Source: RefSeq, a predicted model, not a curated record
AUGAAACAAGUGAAAUUGAAGUCGUGCGCAGGUUGUGGCAUUUCACACAAUAGAGAACAAUGCAAAUUUCGUAAAGUGAUAUGUAAUAAAUGUGCCAAAAAGGGACACAUUGCUGUAGUUUGUAUGUCAAAUCAGAGCAGAAGUAUUAGAAAAAGCACAACGAUUCCAGAGCGAAAAUGGAAUCAAAACAAACAAGAAAAUGAACAAUAUGUUAGUACCAUGGAUGCAGUGAACAUUGUAAAUGGCAUAAUAGAAGUUGAAGCAAAUAAAAAGUGUAUCAAUUUAGAAAUUUUUAACAAAGUAAUACGGUUUCAAUUAGAUUCGGGCGCAACCGUUUCAAUAAUCAAUUUAAAGACGUAUAACAUAUUGAAUAGACUGAAAUUACAACAGUGUACAAAAACAUUAUAUGCAUUUGGUCAGCAGCCUAUUCCAAUAUUAGGUGAAUUGCACACUAAAGCAAAGUGUGGAAAUAAGCAAAAGAGUAUUGCUGUAAUAGUUGCAAAUGUAGAAAAUGCUAAUAAUCUAUUUGGGCUAGAUUUAUUCAAAAAAUUCGGUUUUGAAAUCACGCAAAUUGAUAACGUAGUUGAUAAAGGUGAAUACAUCAAACAAAUUGAAGAUUUAUGCAAUAAAUACGAAACAGUAUUUGACAAUACGAAUGCUGGCGUGAUAAAACAAUUUAAAGCAAGUAUACGCAUGCAGACCACUGCCAUACCAAAAUUUUAUAAAAGCAGGCAAAUACCAUUCGCGCAAAUGUCAAAAUUCCGUGAGGAAGCAGAUAGGCUUAUUAAUACCGGAAUUUGGAAACCAGUUAAAUUUAGUAACUGGGCGUCACCAAUCGUCUUAGCACCAAAACCAGAUGGGUCGAUGGAGUUGGAUGAAGAUUCCAAACAAAUAAUGGUAGUCAAUACACCUUUAGGAUUGUUCCAGUAUCAACGACUUCCAUAUGGUAUUGCCAGCGCACCCGCAAUUUUUCAGCGUUAUCUUGAACAACUCCUCAACGGUAUAAAAGGAUGUGGAAAUUAUUUGGAUGACAUUAUUAUAACCGCACCGUCAUUACAAGAACAUGUAAAUCGAGUAGAACAAGUAAUCAAAAUUCUUGAAGAAAACGGUAUCAAGUGCAAAAAGGAAAAAUGUUUCUUUUUGAAGGAAGAAAUUGAGUACUUGGGUAGAAGAGUAAGCGCUAAGGGAAUCCUUCCAGACUAUUCAGGAAUUCAAGCAGUUAAGCAACUGAAACCACCUAUGAAUAUAGCACAACUAGAAGCUUUUAUAGGUAAAGUGAAUUACUAUUGCAAUUUUAUUCCGAAUUUUUCUCAGUUAGCCGCUCCACUAAAUAAGUUACGCCGCAAAAAUGUACAUUUUACAUGGGGCUUAGAGCAGCAACAAGCUUUUAAAGCUCUUAAAUUACAUAUAAUUAAUGCUACGCAGUUAGCACAUUUCAAUGAACAAUUACCAAUUACGCUAGCAACCGACGCCUAA